Molecule: messenger RNA, 936 nt
Organism: Lingula anatina
Lineage: Eukaryota; Metazoa; Brachiopoda; Lingulata; Lingulida; Lingulidae
Product: cytochrome P450 1A1-like
Biological process (GO): progesterone metabolic process; hormone biosynthetic process
Molecular function (GO): steroid 17-alpha-monooxygenase activity; heme binding; iron ion binding
Source: RefSeq, a predicted model, not a curated record
AUUUUGCCAUGGCUUCGAUUUCUAUGGAAAGACAAACUGAAAAGUUUCAUUGAAGUGAAUUACACCCUGCAAUCCAUUCUAAGUCGACAAGAGAGAGAGCACCUCGCAACUUUUGAGGAAGGUCACGUGCGGGACAUACUGGAUUCUUUCAUUAAAACCUGCCGUGAAAUGAACGAAGAAAUUAAACAAGAAGUGCAACUCAAAGACGAGCAUAUCACUAACAUAGCUGCAGAUUUACUUCGAGCAGGAACAGUCACUGUGUCGGUGACGCUAACAUGGGCUCUGCUCUAUAUGAUAAUGGAUCCCAAAAUACAAGAACGUCUGCAAAAAGAAGUCGAUGACGUCAUUGGUCCAGCGCGAAAUCCGCGACUGGAUGACAUGGGAUCUUUACCGUACACAGAGGCGUUCAUCUUGGAGACGCUGAGGAAAUCCUCAAUUGCCCCACUGUCCUUGCCUCAUGCUACCACCAAGGACACUACUCUGUAUGGCUAUCAUAUCCCUAGAGGCACGUGGGUGAUGCCGAAUUUGUUUUCGAUAAGUCACGAUGAAAAAAUUUGGUCGGACCCCCAUGUUUUCAGACCAGAGCGCUUCUUAACGCCAGAGAACACGGUGAACGAGACGCUCGCCAAGAGUUUCCUGCCUUUUAGUGCCGGCAAACGGCGCUGUUUAGGGGAAUUACAGGCGCGAUGGGAACUUUUUCUUUUUGUGGCAACUGUCGUUCAACGUUGUCAUUUUGAGAAAGUGCCUGGGGAAACUUAUGAUUUGGCUCCUGAACCCGGGCUUGUACUGCACCCUAAACAGUUUAAUAUUAUAGCCAAAUCGCGUUAGUUCUACACCGUAAAUAACCGUGCUAUGGAGACAAUGAAGGCUCUGUAUUUUACUUGGACAUAUUUUCCUCUUCCCUGUUGAGUUACUAGAUUUAUGAAAUGCUUACAA